UACACAUACCGCCGCCAUCGCUCAUCGUUCAUCGUUCAAUACAUCUCAUCUUUCUCCAUCCAAGACACUCUCAAUCACACUAUCUCUCAAAUCGUCUCACUCAGUCUCUCUCUCUCUCUCUCCAUCUCCGUUGCCAUCUUUACUCUUCACACCCCUACUCACAACUGCUCUUCCCUCUUGAACUGCCCUCUUCACCAUUCAUUGACUCCCAACAAGAUACAGCUACCCCUACCCAUAUUCUGUCCACAGAUUUACUCAUCCCAGCAUGAGCGGAGGCUAUAACCGCGGCGGGUACACCCCGCAACAGCGCUACACCUCUACGGCUCCCACGUUCGACACCCCCAGCUUCCGUCCACCCAUGCCGCCAGCCGGCCUCCCGCCAUUUCCACCGCGCAACUUCCCCACGCCUCCCGUCCCCCCUAUGCCGCCCGCCUCUUUUCGCUCCCCAUACGAGGACUACAAUGCCUCGUACACACCACCGCAAAGCAAAACGAGCCAGCCUGGCGAAGCAUAUGAUCCUUACGAUCCACUGGCGCCUGCCCUGCGCUCGACACCACAAACCAUGUCAUAUUCAGGCCAGCAGGCAAGGUCGCGAAGCCCGUCAGGAUCUUCAUUCCGUGGUCCCUCCCGCGCUGGUGACUUUCAAGAGCUCUCACUUUUGACAUCACCCACCACCCUUACGAUUGGGGAUCUCACGACCUCGGUCUAUUCCCUCCCACCAAGUCAUCUUCCCAUCACAAAGUACGCCACCGUUAACCCCGGUGACGCCAUUGAUCUCCACCGCGCCAUCUGCCAGUCGGGCAUGACUCACGCGGUCUGGUACGCGGAUGGCCAGACUCGCGGGGGUGAGGGUUGGGGCGGGGCAGUUGAGUGGGUGCUCGAGACGAGCAUGUCUGGGUCCAAACUGCGCACAUGUGCAGGCCAGAACGACGCCUUGGGCGCUGAGCUCACGGCGAUCAACAAGGCGGUCGAAGGCUUCCGCGAUCACCUUCAUCAAUCUAUCAAGACGCAAAACCCUAUGUCGCACGAGUUUGUGCUGUUUGUGAGCUCGGUUGCAGCGCUUGUUAGCAUCGACACGUCAUCCCGUCCCGAGAGCCUGCAGUUCUGCAAACUGUGGCGGGAGAUCUGCACCGAGUUUCUGAAAGCGCACCUCACAAUCGUCCACCUCCCAAAGGGCAGCGAUGUCGAGGGCUACAUUCUGGCAGAGAAGAUUGCCAAGGUUGCGGCAACCAACAGUUUCGCGAGGCGCAAAAAAGAACGCACGCUUGACGAGUUCUACAAUCGCCCAGGAGGCGGCGAUCCUGCUCCAGGAGGGAGCACUGAGGCCGGGGCGUGGCAGCGUGGCGACGCUGAUCCCUCCCGCCGCAAGUCGCCCUUUGAACGUCCCAAGCCUCUCUCCAACAUGUCGCCCGAGCGUCUCAGCCCCGCCCUUCCGCCCGCCCUGGAUGCGUCUACUGGACGCAAGACGACUCCCCCACCUCGCGGCAAUUCGCAUGACGCUCCGUCCCGCCGCCGGAGCCUCUCUCGUGACAUCCCUUCGCCCCACUCUCCAAGAGAAGAUGCUCGCUCCAGUCAGCUCGAAGGCGGGGAGGACGACAUCCAGCCUCGCAGAGACGAGCUUCUUAUCACCAACUUCCCGGCGCAUGCCUGUGCCAAAGAUCUGGGGAUGUUGUUUGUCCAGCAUGGUGACAUCACCUCAGUCGACAUAUUUUCUGUGGGGCCGGGCUUGCCUCGAUUUGCCUUUGUCGCCUAUGCGGACCUUGGGGACCGCUUCAAGGCCAUUGAGGCUUUUCACAAACGCCCCAUCGACCUGGACUCACCAUUCGCCCGCGAGAAUGCCGCAGAACUUGAGGUCUGGAAGGGCUGGAACGGCACUCUGACUGUCGUCCACUCAGACCCCGAGCGCCUUGUGCCACUGAGCAUCGCCAGGGACUAUCCUAACCUCCCUCCUUACGCGACUCAACGCAGAGUGAAGACAUCGGCUUUCAAGCGCGAGCAUGACCAUGAAGCCGCCGAGACGACUCCGCCUAUGAAGAAGCUCCGGGCGGGUUCUGACUCCGCUGAUCAAUCGUCCUUACCCCCUACGCGCCCCUCUGGUACGCCUUCGCGGCCGGGCUUUGACGCCUCUGACCCGAUGCCGCCCCGCCCGACGAACAGGUCCGAGCCCACUCACCAGGUCACUCCUCCUCUGACGUCGGCUUCUGCCUCAGCGUCACUGACGCCUGACGACGGCUGGGUCAAGAUAAGCGGCAAGACAUUGCAGGCUCAAAUCGACCUCGUGCAGAAUGUCUUUGUGAAGCACGAUCGUGACAACUGGAUCGCGCAUACUUGCCUCAUUGCAACAGACCUCGACCAGGUCCGCCGAUCACUUCAGGCAGACCUGUACGCAACGGACGAGGCCGCGAUCUUGUGCCGAGAUCUGGAGUCGAAGCUGUCUGCGCGUGGCUUCACCCUCGCACGCAUGGACACAGUCGUGUCCAGGGUCCUGAAGGUGUUGGACAACAUGGCGGCUGAGGACGAAGCGGAGAACGGUGGCCCGCCACCGCAGCAAGAACUUGACAGUUCACGCCUCCAGGACGAGCUCACUCACGUCCUGCGCGAUUACCCGCGAGAGACGCGCGAGGCCAUGGCCAGUGCCGCCACUGUGCUCGAGUACCUGAACCGCGGCAAGGAUGCACAGGAGGCCAAGCGCCUCGAGGCUGAGCGUCGCGCCGGCGUGUUGGAAGGUAUGGUGCAGAAGGGCGAGCAGGUGACGGGUGUGGUGAAGUUCUUGCUGUCAGGCUAGCGGAUACUCCUGUUUGAGUAAAGGUCACAUUGUGUAGUCAACUAGUCAACAUAAGGCAAUCGGCAUGGAUGUAACAUGUCCUGUAUGAGAGGGAGGACAGCUCUAGUACGUGGUCAGGUGAGGUGUGGUGAGCACUUGGUGGUGUUUGAGCCUAGAUUUGAUCAUCACGCUUCGACCGAUUUGAAUGAAGGUGCUCUGAGUGGACUAAUUCACACCCAACCACGCCUCCCUCGCGAAACAACCUUGCUCGGCACCUUCCAGAAACAAGUAGCA
Molecule: messenger RNA, 3058 nt
Organism: Cutaneotrichosporon oleaginosum
Lineage: Eukaryota; Fungi; Basidiomycota; Tremellomycetes; Trichosporonales; Trichosporonaceae
Molecular function (GO): RNA binding
Source: RefSeq, a predicted model, not a curated record